Molecule: messenger RNA, 4114 nt
Organism: Aspergillus wentii DTO 134E9
Lineage: Eukaryota; Fungi; Ascomycota; Eurotiomycetes; Eurotiales; Aspergillaceae
Product: putative cell wall biogenesis protein Mhp1
Exons: 2
Coding region: 220-3900 (1226 amino acids)
Source: RefSeq, a predicted model, not a curated record
UCUACCUUGAUUCGAACAUAUUACCUCUGCGAUACCUUUUUUACUCGUACCCCAACAGCCUUGGUUUCGAGUCUCGACUUGGCCUCUGUGAACCGAGUCUGGCGGAGUAUGCACUGUUGUAUAUAAACCUACUCCGACGCAUCUAUCUACAACACAAGUGGUCAAUCGCCUAUUCCUAUCCAAUUUAUCUAGUCACCCGACAGAGGGACAGAAUCAAAAAUGGAGGGCGUUGAAACGGUUGAUGUUAGCUGGCUACAUCAUUCGCAAAAAGGUGAGUUCGAAAAAAACUACCCCCGGCGGUUCCGCGGCAUUGGCAGAAUCGGAUUACUUUGGGAAGGAAACUUGAACUUGGAUACUAAUAUUUCAGAUCACUUAUCUCGCUGCAAGUCAGCAUCGUCGACGGUCAGCGAUAAAUCGAGCUUCGAUAACGAACAAGCUACUUCACAAAAAUCCCCCGAGGAGAAGAUACCCUCCGACACAAGUCCACCACCCCAACAACCACCCUCCGACCCUGCCCCCGAAUAUCAAGAAACUACUGAGAAUGAUGGAUCUCGACUUGCACAAACAAAAUCCCAUAAUGAUGACAAGGCGGUGGACCCCAAACAAUCCGGCUCGUCCAUGGCCUUUCCUAAAAGUGCACCCAAACCAAUUACAGGGAGAAGGAAUUCAUGGAUCUCAAGUUUAAGCUCCAAGUUUUCUUCUGGCUCAACACCUCCAUCACAGUCGAAUGUCAAGGGGAAUCAAGGCAAUCUCAAGGCGACCUCACCAGUGUCGAAGCUUGAUUUCCACAACCCCUUUGGUGCGGCUUAUUCCCCCAAAGACAAGGAAGACGAGAAGAAGGAAGAAGCCUACCAGACCACUUCGACAUCUCCCAAAGGCCCCUCAUUUCUCACAAACGCAUUUCGCAAGCUCUCCUCAUCUGGCUCGGGAGGAUUGGGCAAGUCCGCUCCAAACGGUGCCAUUUGUGAACGGCGCAUAAUGAACAUUGAUCAGAAUCGGGAUAGGUGUAAGAUCCCGGAUUUGAAUCAGGCAAAAUUGCGACGUGUUGCUUUCUGUGUCGAUGUUGAGAUUGCGGGAUUCUCACGUCGGGAAUCCGACGACGAAGCUUCCCCAAGCAGUGGGCGGCGUCCUUCUGAACAAACCCUAUCUAACCAAAAGUCCAAGAAGUCAUCAUCGAGGUCGAAAGAAAAGGAGGAAGCCGCUGCUUUGAAACAUCCUCAAGCUGCUGCUGCUGAUAAGGAACAGCAUGGCCAGGUUAAUGGAAAUGGGAGGGGCAGUACGUCGUCGGAAACUCAAGCCACGGAGAGCAAAGUCAAUGGUGAAGGAAAAGAACCCACAAGGAAACAAGAGAAGAAAAAACGGUCAGAGGAGGAGAGAAGGGAGCGCAAAGAGAGAAAACGAAGACAGGCGGAGGCAAAUGGCUCAAUACCUCUGCAAUUGAGUGUUGAUGACGACUACGAAGACUCCCGAAUCCCUACUCCUGGGGUAACUCGGUCGAAAACGCAGACACAUCCCACAACAGAUCCUGUACGAAUCUAUCGAAGAUGUUGCCAGCUACGUGAAACACCUGUCCUUAAGAAGGUGGUCGACCAAAUUUCCUCGCCUUCCUCUAUCUUGGCCGAAUCUCCUGGUACCGUUGCCGUUCUUGACCUCAGCAACUUUCCUAUGACCACUCAGGACAUCGUUACUUUUAGUGACUGGCUCGCUGUUGUACCUGUCCGCAAGCUCAUUCUCGAAAACUGUGCCUUGAACGAUUUGUCAAUUCGAGCUAUACUUGCGGGUCUACUCUCGACCAAAACUGUGGAGCAGAUGAAACAAAGGCGCAGGAGAGUAAAAAAGCCCGAGUCUCCUCCCCCCAAACAGGAGGAGAACUAUGGUGUUGUGGAGAAGUUAUCCUUGAAAGAUAACCCUAGAGUUGGUCCAGAAGGAUGGCGGUACAUCUGUCUCUUUAUCCAUCUUUCAAAGUCCUUAAAAGCCAUCGACUUGUCCGGAAUUCCAUUCCCGAAGAAACCCAUCGCGGUAAAUGACCCCGAUCAGCAGACACGGCCUCAAGUGGAUGUUACGACUAUUUUCGCCAAAUCCCUUGCGGAACGCUUCGGUGGUGAUCGACUCGAAGAAUUACUGCUCAGCGAGUGCAGGCCUACAACAGAAGACGUACGAAAAAUCUGCGAUGCAGCGAUUACCUCUGGUUUAAGAAGGCUUGGAUUCGCCAACAAUGAGGUGACAAGAGAGGGCUUGGAACAUAUUGCUCGAUAUUUCUCAGCUGGCAAUUGUGAGGGUCUCGAUUUGGGUGGAAAUCCUGUUCAGGAUCAUCUUGAUGUGAUUACCUCUUCUGUUGAGGGAGAUCAGCCACUCUACGCACUCAGUUUGGCUGAUUGCUCAUUAACCCCAUCUGUGAUCUAUCCUUUGCUCCAAGCGUUGACGCGCCUAUCUAAUCUUCGUUUUAUCGACUUUUCUCACAAUCGAGGGUUGUUUUCGGCUCAACCAGAUGCACUGGCGACCUUCAGACGUUUCCUUCCAAAGAUGCCCUCGCUCAAACGCAUUCACUUAGCAGAUGUGAACCUUUCUGCAGAUCAUACCAUCGCUCUUGCCGAGGUCCUCUCUGAGUGCCCUAGUCUAUGCCAUUUGAAUAUAUUGGAAAACCCAUCGAUCAUGAGGCUGGCCUCCGCAACUGACCCUGCUGCUCAAGAGGAAGCCUGUGCCGUUUACGCAUCAUUGAUGGCAGCUGUGCGUGUCUCUCGAACAUUGAUUGCGCUGGAUAUCGAGGUACCCAGUGCAGAAAGCAACGAGGUUGUCAAGGCUCUGGCAUCGCAGAUCGUGGCAUACUCUCUUCAGAAUCUCGAACGGGGUGCCAUUGAAGAAGAACUCUCCGAUCCAGCUUACUCGUCAUGUGCACGCGCCAAUGUCCCCGUCCCCGAAAUCCUACAGCACAUUGUCGGGGUUGGUGUUGACGAACCGUGUGAUGAGGAGGACGAACCUGCUCCUGACGAAGACUACGUUAUUGGAGGUACAGGUGUUGUCAAGGCCCUGGGAGUCUGCCUUGGUACUUUGGAUCAUCAUGGUAGCGAUCUCCCUGGGGACCAGUCUGCGCCGCCAAGCGGUACUACCACACCUAGACACAGAAGACCUAAGUCCUAUGUCACUACCAAGAAGCCUCGUGACAUGUCUAAGAAUCUGCUGGAAUCUGCUCGCAAUAUACGGACAAGGAUCCAGACGGCCCUUGUUCGCGAGGACAAAGCCGGCAAUGAUCAUAACUACAGGCGUCUUCAAUUCCUUGAUUUCACACUGCAUGGAAUGAUCCAGCGUUUUGAGGAUAAAUACCCAGAGACACGCAUCGCUUCGCCACCGGUGCCAAUUGCUGCGCAAGAAACCAGCUCACAGAACUCUGGCGAUGAAGUUAGUGGCUCAGUCGGUGCUGGCGUUCAUGAAAACGGUGCCGACGGCGAGUGUGCCAUUGACGACGAAGAUGGCGACCAAUAUGGCUACCGACUGUCCCGCGCCAGCUCCAUUACUUCUCUUCAUUCUCGCGCGAUGACCUCCGAGGAAGGCCAUGUUCAUCGUCUUGGACAGAAUCUUCGUCGCGAUUUCCUCAGCCCUUCCUUGGAUCCAGACGAUGACCCCUCGUUGUUCCCCAUGGAUGACUCUCAUGUCACAACUCUAAGGGACAGACUAGACCGUCUUCACGAGGAACAGACACGUUCUCACUUUGAGAGUGUCGGGGCAGACAAAGCUUUUGAAGAGCUGGGAUCGACAGUUGAAGAACUCUGGGCCAUUCAAAGACAGGACUCGGAGGCCUUUGAGAAAUUCAAGCAGAGCCAGAUCGCCGCACAGAUUAAUAGCGGCAAACGAACAGCUUCUCCGGCGAAUCGAGAUGGACCAAAUCCAAAGUCCACCUCGUAGGAUGAAUGCUCACUUACUGCGACUAUUUACUCGCUGAUUUAUUUUGUCUACUAUCGAUGAAAACUUUUUUGUAUAUACACUAUCGUUUCUGUCUACUUCUGGCAUUUUGCGCAGACAAUCAUCCUGUACAUACUCAACUGCAGAACGUGUCAUUCGAUUAUUUCCAUGGGUUUCUGGCUUGUUAUGUGUUGUAACCAUAUUGAUACCUUGAGUU